GAUGCGGCGCUAUAUGAUAUGCCCGGAAAAUGUUCUGACGGUUUAAUAAGGGGGGUGGGGUUUUAAAAAAGACCCCCCCGCUAAUUUUGCCGGGCUAAUUUUGUUUUCAAUAUACACUAAUUGUACUACGAGAGUUGUAUCGCAUAAGUCAUUACAAAAAAAUGGUAUAAAUAGGAGUUAGUAAGUCUAAGAACGUUUGUUUGCAAACAUGUCUGUGUACAGUCGUUUUGCGAGGCUUAGAAAAUCUGAACCACGAGCCUUCAGUCGCUAUCAAACUAUGGACCAGAGACUUCAAACCUUUGAAGACAGGCCAUCCAAACGCAGCGUGUCAAAGGAAGACCUGGCUAGCCAAGGGUUCAUCUACGACCCUUGUGUCAUCUCCGACACGAGAGAGAAUUUCUCCGACACUAUUUUUAAUUGCGUUAGAUGCGUGUUUUGCAAUGCGCACAUUUCCAUUUGGAACAUGGACAAAGUAGAUGUGAGAGUUAGGCAUCGACAGCUGUGCCCCGCUUGUCCUUUUGUGUUCGAUUGGAACAUGAACAAAGAAGAAAUAGUGAGACUCAGUCAUCGACGGUUUGGUCGUGCUUGUCCUUUUGAAUUUGAAUUUCUUGACUAUGAGUUAUGCGAUAGGUACUUGGAAAACGAGUUUGAAAAGCAAUAUGAAAGAGAUAAUUAUGGAAUUGUGGAAACAGAAAGCGAUCAAGAUGUUCAUUCUAGCGAUGAUAUCCAAAAAUAUUCAAAUAAAUCGGUAGAAAGUCUUCAAACAAAAGAUGACCAAAAGUAUGACGAAUACGAUAAUUAUAGUGAUUUGGAUGAGCUGCUAAUGGCGAAAAUUGACAAGACUUGUACUCGUACCCGCUACAAAUCUUAUCAAAAACAAACUGAAAAGCAGCGUAAAAAGGCUGAAAACAGGCUGAAAAAGAAACGAAGAACAAAAAUACGCAAUGCAAAACGAGAUCAAAAGCAAACAUAUUACCAGGACAGAAUCGACGAUGAUAAUUACAUACCUCAAAAAGGUUCCAAUGAUCAAGAUGUAAAGAAACAUGAUAGAAAAAUGUGUUGGGUUUGCAGAACUAAUGAUGCUGGCGAUAUACUGGAAGAACAGGUUUUCGAAUCUUACGAACAGUUUUAUCAAAAGCAAAAAUAUUACCGGGGCGAAAUCGACGAUGAUAAUCACAUAUUUCAAAAGGGUUCCAAUGAUCAAGAUGCAGAGAUACAUGAUAGAAAAAUGUGUUGGGUUUGCAGAAGCCGUGAUAUCGAUGAUAUGAUAGAAGAUCAGUUUUUGCAAUCUUACGAACAGUUUUUGGACGACCAAUAUAGAGAAGAAACCAAUUUUUAUUCGGACGAAAUCAGUGGCAUCGAUGAUGAAAAACAAAAUCAGGUUGAACGUCUAUGGGAUGAAGAGACCGAGUAUAUUUAUUUUUCUGACUAUGAGGCAUUCGUUCAAUACAUGGAUGAAUAUGAGAGGCAACAUCCAUGUAUUUGUAUAGGAAGUUUAGGUGUAUUUUCGAUAACGCUACGACUCAAAACAUUUGAAUAUAAGCAAUCAUAACAUGGAUAUUGAAAAUGAACAAAGAAGAUGUAAGACUCAGGCAUUGACAGUUAUGGCAUGUUUGUUCUUUUGUGUUCGAUUGUGCAUGUAUGUGUUAAUAAAAAAACCUAAAACGAUUUUGCGUAUUGUUUGUUUUUCGAGAAGUAUCAAAAAAUAAACACAAAAACACAAGCUAUAAUACAAUACAUUUUAUUCAACAAUCACGAUGUGACACAAUUUGAUGGGUAAAUUUUGUCAUCGCAUUGGCACUAAACAUUUCAAAAACGUUCUCUGUUUCAAGUAUCGCUUGGAUAAUAUCUUCUGACUUCUCCGAACCGUGGAAAUCUAUUGCGCCACAUAUCCAGUUUCCACCAAACCGUCACUCCAAAAACUGAGGACUGGGAUGCCGAAAUUGCGGUGGCGAAACGUCCUCCAUUCUUUCUCAGCGUGGGCAAAAUGACGCAGAGACAAAUUAACAGACUAAACCGAUGCUGGACCUGUCGCUGCGUGCCGGUCAAUUGUACAUGUUCAAAGUAUUGAAUAAAAU
Molecule: messenger RNA, 2078 nt
Organism: Dreissena polymorpha
Lineage: Eukaryota; Metazoa; Mollusca; Bivalvia; Myida; Dreissenidae
Exons: 2
Coding region: 209-1552 (447 amino acids)
Source: RefSeq, a predicted model, not a curated record